UGCACUGGCCUUUUUUUAAGCGGUUAGUGGACAUUAAUUUUACCCUCGGGAAAACAUUUGGCCAGGUGUGCUUUGCUUGUUUUGCAUUGCAAUUUGCAAGAGAUAAUGGGUUGCUCUUGCCUUUGUAAUUACAAGUUCCUCUCGUUCAUUGUUCCGAAUAACAACGGCUAGGCUUUGACUUGCAAGUUCCUCUGGUUCUUUGUUCCCAACAACGGGUAUUUGUUUGGAGUCCUGUAAACGUUUUUCCUUGCUCUGCAUCUUCUAAUAUCAUGUAAGUUUCUUUCCAUCUGUCUGCGUUCUCUUUACCUGUAUACUUUUUUUUUUUUUCCUGUAUACAAUUCUUUUCUUUUUGGUUUUGCAUGAAAGUUAAUCUUGUUUGCUUCUUAUUCAUUCAAGUACAUUGUGCUGUAUUUUACUUGCAUAAAAUCUGUUGAUUUUUCUCCCCUGUUUUAUUGGCAUGAAAAUUAUUUUUCUUUUGUCCUCGUUAGUUGAACUAUAGUAUAUAAGUUAAACUAUAGUAUAUUAGUAUCACUGAAAAUGGGUCGAAGGAGAAAAUAUGCUACGCUGGAGGAACUUUACAGUGAAAAAAAUCGUCGUCGUCGUGAACGAUAUGCUGCAGCUAAGAAACAAAAGGAGAAUGGUCCAUUUAAUACAACUUGCACUAUUGCUGUGAAAGCAUUGCGAAUGAUGGAUAAUUUAGCCGAGACGAGUACUUCCUCUAUGAAGCGUAUGCGUAUCGAUAAACAUAAUGAUGGCACUUCUUUUACGAAUACGAGCACAGAUGAUACAAUUGAGAAUCCUUUGUCCUCUUCACCUCUUAUGAAUAAAUAUGGUUCUCUUGGUUCCCCUACUAUUCAAAGCGAUGAAGCAUUGACUCCUGUUAAUAUCCAUGGAAAAAGCAUUGCUAAUGUUAACAGCAUUCCAAUAGUGCCAAAGGACAAUACAAGUGAUUGUAAUACAUUAUCGACUAAAAAGGCUGCUCCAUGGCCUAAGACUUCCAGUUCAAUCAAUAGUUCUUCAUCUAAGGAUAAUGAUGUGAAAGUCUCAUUCGAUGGUCAACGACGAAGAAUGUACGCAACACCUGAGGAAGCUCAAAGGGAACGGAAUCGUCGUCGUCGUGAAUGUUAUGCUGUAGCGAAGAAAACAAAGCAAAAAUCCUCAGUUGAUAAUAUUUUUACUUUUCCUUUGAUCACACCUGAACUACAAGAAGACAUUAGAACUAAUGCAAAUUUUGAAAACAACAAUCACGUGCCUUUCAAUGAUGAAUCAGUAUCUCAUGUCCGCAGUUGUUUCCAAGGACCUGAGCUUUCUGAAGGCAAUACAAAUGAUUCCAGGAUCGAAAAUACUAUUUCAAUGAUCAGAACUUAUGAUUCCACCAAAAAUUCUACAACCAGUGAACAUGAUCAAUUAAAGUUUCCUACACCAGAAAGUUUGCUUGGUCCAAAUUUUCGAGAUGCCUUGUCUUCAACAAGAAACAUACCAGGUAGACGUCGUUCUGCAAAGCAUGAUCCAUUGCAAAAUAUAGCUGUUGAACCUGAUGUUUUACCUUCAGUUCCAAAUUGUGAAUAUUGUGAUGCUAAGAGAUUUCACAAAGAACCACCUAGAUUUUGUUGUUCUUCUAGAGAAAUUCAAUUGCUUUCAACUGAAAUGCCUAGAGAAUUAAUGCUUUUAUAUCUUGAGGAUUCGGAUGAGGCUGCUGAAUUCUGACGGUGGAUUCAUAGUUAUAAUAAUAUGUUUGCUUUUACUUCA
Coffea arabica (coffee) is the source of this 1749-nucleotide messenger RNA. RefSeq lists its product as uncharacterized. NCBI's taxonomy places the organism in Eukaryota, Viridiplantae, Streptophyta, Magnoliopsida, Gentianales, Rubiaceae. The record is from RefSeq and is a predicted model, not a curated record.